GUUGUUUUUAUUUAAAAUGUUACUUUUACACUUUGUAUGAAACGUGUGAGCGUUUACAGACGUGUCGACUGACAAUACGUCACAUUUUAAGCUAAAAAAACCCCACAACUGUCGUUAAUUAAACCGUUUGACCGUUGAGUGAUGGCGGUUGCUCGUCUGCUGCUCACACCGGCUCGGUUACGGAUAACACGGCUCGUCCAGCGCCGUUGCUUGUCGGACUCAUCAGUUGAUCAUCUCAGCUCUGGACUUGAGAGAUACAAGGACUUACAGAUGUAUUUCAAAAAGAGACUGAAGGCAACAUACCGCAGAUUCUCCGACAUAUCCGAUUACUCGGUGGUCAGUGGACAUCACCAUGUGUAUUUCAUUGAAGCUGAUGGCGUCUACAGAAUGGACAAGAGACAGAGUGAACUGGAGCCAGAGCAGGUGCUAAAUCUAGGACACAUCUCCCGACGGGAGGAGAACACGGGACUUGAUAAUGAGGAGAGGAAACAGACGUCUCAGUGGACUGUGCAGAGAAUACGGCUGUCCCCGCAGGAAAAACAUCUCGCUGCCACACUAAAAAUGGAUCACAGGGAAGAGCCAAGGUGUGUGGUUGUGAGGCUCCCUCCUCAGGAUCCUCCAAACAUUGUACUCACUCUGGACAAAGUCUUCAGUUUUGAGUGGGCCACAGAUGAGGUCCUGGUUUACACCAUUCUGGAGGGUCUGCGCUGCAGCAGAGUGUUUCGUCUGGACCUGAACUCCAGUGGAAGCAGGAUAACCUCCGUGUAUGAAGAAACACACCCUGAUGUGUUUGUGGAGGUCACCCUUUCCAGAAACCGACAGAUACUGAGCAUCAACUGCAACAGCAGGACCGCUUCAGAGGUGCUGCUAAUCGAUACAACAACAUCCCAUUUGGAGCCUUUCCCGGUUCAGCCACGCCAGAUGGACCUCCUGUACCACGUGGAGCACUGGAGAAGGUGGCUGAUUAUACUGGCUAAUACAGGGCCUGGACAGGAAUACCAGGUGGUGCAGGCCCCUCUCUCAGAGCCGUCCAUGGUUUCCUGGGCGCCCUUGUUUACCCCUAACCCUGGCACUGUAGUUAAAGACAUGGAUGUGGUUGGAGACCACUGUGUGUUGGUUGCAAGAGCACCAGCCGGUGAACUCGUCUUAAUCGUGGUCCCACUGACCCAUCCCAAGGAAGCGUACACUGUACAGCUCCCCUCCUGGGCCUGUGCCAUCGAAAUCAAGAAAGCAGGCAUGGCUGAACAAGACAGUAUGUUAGAGUUCUUGAUUUCAUCUCCAGUCCGCCCCCCAGUGCCCUACCGUCUGUACCCCGAGGAUGGGCGACUUAUAUCAGGCACCAAAGAUGGGUCAUCCCCUGGGAACCGCAGCAAUUAUACCACAACACGUUUAGAGGCCUGCAGUCAAGAUGGUACCUUGGUGCCAGUAACACUGUUUCAUACACUACCUGUGGAGGGUUUGAGUCAGGCGCCACUAAUGGUCCAUGUCUACGGAGCUUACGGCAGAGAUCUCAACAUGGAGUUCUGCCCAGAGAAAAGGCUGCUCCUGGAGCAGGGCUGGGCUCUGGCCUACUGCCACAUCAGAGGUGGAGGAGAGCGGGGUCUGUCCUGGCAAAGACAAGCUCGAGUGGAGGGAAAGCACAGAGGAGUGGAGGACCUCCAAGCCUGUCUCCGUCAUAUUUUCUCCUCAGGAGUCUCCUCUCCUUCACUCACUGCCCUUGCAGCCUGCAGUGCUGGGGCUGUGCCAGUGGGAGCGCUGUGCAACAGGCACCCACACAUGAUGCGGGCUGUCACACUGCAGGCUCCUUUCCUGGAUGUGUUGGGAUCUAUGGAGGAUCCCAGUCUGCCUCUAACUUUGGAGGAUAGAGAAGAAUGGGGGGACCCAGUAGGAAACCCAAAACACAGACUCAGCAUCUCCUCCUACUGUCCCCUUCACAACAUUACUCCUCAGUGCUACCCAUCAAUCCUGCUGACGGCCUACAGCGGUGACGCCAGGGUUCCUCUGACAGGUGUCCUCAAAUACACCGAGCAGUUAAAGAACGCCAUUCAUACACACUCUGCCAUGAAGCCAAAAUCAGAAAGUGAACCAGCACCAAACAUAGUUCUGAACAUCCAACCUGGAGCAAAUCACCUCGGACCAGAGGACUUUGAGCUGAUGCUGGAGGAGGAAGCCCUCAAGCUAGCAUUCCUAUACGCAGAGCUGAGCCUGGACAUUCCUCGACCUCCACGCAAGAGGAGGAGAUAGUUAAGCUGUCAGGAAUGAUAUGACAACGGCCCAAAGAUGUGUAUGAUCACAGACGCAACAAUUACAAUGACACAAUGAUGCCCAAACCAGUGGAAGAGAAGACAACAUCAACAGUGGAUAUAUCUGCAAUGGUCCUUUUUAUUAUUUGAUAUAAAUGCCAUACAGAGAAGACAACAAAGAACAACCUUUAUGAUUUGGUUGUUACUGCGUGGAAUGCAAAGAAUGCCACUGUCCAU
This is a messenger RNA of Larimichthys crocea (large yellow croaker), 2480 nucleotides long. RefSeq names its product prolyl endopeptidase like (gene prepl). The record is from RefSeq and is a predicted model, not a curated record. Gene Ontology annotation, molecular function: serine-type endopeptidase activity. Gene Ontology annotation, cellular component: cytoskeleton; Golgi apparatus. The coding region runs from base 142 to 2244 and encodes 700 amino acids. The transcript has 15 exons. Gene Ontology annotation, biological process: proteolysis. Lineage: Eukaryota; Metazoa; Chordata; Actinopteri; Sciaenidae.